ACAGACAGCAGUUCCAAAAUCACAUCUGAAAACGGUUGAUAUUCAAUUUGAAGACAAACCUGGUGCCGCUUAUCAACCAAGCAAUAUCGAUAGGAAUAAUACAAAAAUGGGUUCACAAAAUGGUAUUGGUGAAGUGAUUGAUGUGAAGAUUAAUUUGAAUAACGACGAUGGAAAUGAUACAAGAAAGCAUUUCGGUUUUACAGUUACUGGUGGUAAAGAUAAAAAUGCUCCAGUGAAAAUUGAUGCAGUUAUUGUAGGAACACCUGCCGAUCAAGCUGGAUUACAGGUUUCUUAUCGUCUGAUUUUUUAA
Molecule: messenger RNA, 310 nt
Organism: Acanthocheilonema viteae
Lineage: Eukaryota; Metazoa; Nematoda; Chromadorea; Rhabditida; Onchocercidae
Source: the annotation of a GenBank genome assembly